UGGGUGGAGCAGGGCAGUGCCCAGGAUUGUUUAAUAGACUUCAAACACAGACCUUCUGUCUUCUCCCUCCAGCCACCAUGCCUAUCACUCGGAUGCGAAUGAGACCCUGGCUAGAGAUGCAGAUUAAUUCCAAUCAAAUUCCAGGGCUGAUCUGGAUUAAUAAAGAAGAGAUGAUCUUCCAGAUCCCAUGGAAGCAUGCUGCCAAGCACGGCUGGGACAUCAACAAGGAUGCCUGUCUGUUCCGGAGCUGGGCCAUUCACACAGGCCGAUACAAAAUAGGGGAAAAAGAACCAGAUCCCAAGACGUGGAAGGCAAAUUUCCGUUGUGCCAUGAACUCCCUGCCAGACAUUGAGGAAGUGAAGGACCAGAGCAGGAACAAGGGCAGCUCGGCUGUACGAGUGUACCGGAUGCUGCCACCCCUCACUAAGAACCAGAGGAAAGAGAGAAAAACCAAGCCCAGCCGAGACACUAAGAGCAAGGCCAAGAGGAAGCUAUACGGAGAUGCUAGUCCUGACACCUCCGAUGGACUCAGCAGCUCCACUCUGCCUGAUGACCACAGCAGCUAUACCACUCAGAGCUACCUGGGUCAGGACUUGGACUUGGAGCAGGACCUUACCCCAGCUCUGUCACCAUGUGUUGUCAGCAGCAGUCUCCCUGAGUGGCACAUGCAGAUGGACAUUGUGCCAGACAGUACCAACGAUCUGUAGUGGAUGGCAAGGGAUACUUGCUCAAUGAACCAGGAGCCCAACCCUCUUCUGUCUAUGGAGAGUUUAGCUGCAAGGAGGAACCAGAGAUUGACAGCCCUGGAGGGGACUUUGGAAUGGGCAUACAACAUGUCUUCACGGAUCUGAAGAAUAUGGACUCCAUCUGGAUGGACACCUUGCUGCCCCCCACUGUCUCCCUAUCCUCUAUUCAAGCUAUUCCUUGUGGACCAUAGUUUGGGUCCCUGACCCGUUCUUGCUCUUCUGAAUGAGCAAGGUCUGGUGUCAUGGUGGCUGUAAUACAGAAAAGCUAGACUGCUGUGGGUCCCUUGACAUGGCAAAGCAUAGCCCCACUGCCAAGCGGGAAGAGACCACCCUCCUUGGGUCAGUGGACUCUCAGGGCUUGGAAUGCCAGGAUCUGAGUUUUUCUUGUGAGGUGAAGCUGGCCCUGACUCCUGGGAAGAUGGAGUUGGGGUUCUGAGGUUGCUGUGAGGUGGGAGACAGGGACAGGAGUCAUCCUCUAGCUCUUUAAAGCCUUGCUGCCUGGAGAGGGUCUUGUCACUGGGCUGGCUGUGCACUGGGAGACAAUUGCACUAAGUGAGUCCUAUUCCCAAAGAAUUGCUGCCCUUCCCAGCCGAGCCCUGGGAUGGUUUCAAAGCCAGUGAAAUGUGAAGGAAAAAAAUGGAGUCCUGUGAGGCUGGGCUCCCUUAGCCUCAGAGGAGCUCUGCCUCGCUACCUGCUCUCCAGCUGUAGGGCUCAGGAAAAAAAAAAUGGCACUUUCUCUGUGGACCUUGCCACAUAACUGAUCAGAGGUGUACACUAACAUUUCUCCCCAAGUCUUGGCCUUCUCGUUUAUUUAUACAGUGCCUUGCCUGGUGCCCACUGUCUCCUCAGGCCUUGGCAGUCCUCAGCAGGCCCAGGGAGGGGGUUGUGAGCGAUUUGGCGUGACUUUGACUAUUGGAAACGCCACCUAACUACUAAAUUGUGUUUGAUCACAUAUGGAUCUGUGUAAAUAUGUAUAUUUGUCUUUUUAUAAAGUUAAUUGUUUACAAGG
This is a messenger RNA of Cricetulus griseus (Chinese hamster), 1755 nucleotides long. The record is from RefSeq and is a predicted model, not a curated record. NCBI's taxonomy places the organism in Eukaryota, Metazoa, Chordata, Mammalia, Rodentia, Cricetidae.